ACAAAUAGUUAAUUCUGGUUUCUCUAGAAUUGUAGCCUGCACAGCUUCUCCACAUUUUCACUGUAUUAUGCCGAAAUGCCUUGAAAUUGAAAUGAAAUCUUGUUCAAGGCAUCGAUUUUUAAAUUCAAUUCUGGAUUCCAGAUCAGGAUAAUUUAGGGAUGCGUAAAUCACAGAACCCUUCGACAAGGCAAACUACUCCACGCCCACCUCAUUCUCACAGGCUUUAUACAUCACGUCUACUUACGAACCAAAAUUGUUAUCAUGUAUGCCAAAUGCGCCAAUCUUGAGGCUGCACGGCAAAUGUUUGACUACUUACCCCACCUAAACGCAGUUUCAUGGACUGCAAUGAUAUCAGGAUAUGCGCAAGAUGGAUGUUUGGAUGAAGCGCUGCAGCUCUUUCAUGAGAUGCCGGAGCCAAAUGUGGUUACAUGGACUGCGUUGAUUUCAGGGUAUGUUCAGAAUGGGUUAUGUAAUGAAGCUUUGCAACUUUUUAGACAAAUGCAGCUUACAGUUGUGAAGCCAAAUUUGGUGACUUUGGCCAGUGUUCUCUCUGCAUGUGUUAGCUUGGAAGCAGUGGAACUUGGCAAGGAAAUUCAUAAAGAAAUAGUUAGAAGUGGAUAUCAAUUCAAUGUCUUUUUGGAAAAUGGGCUUACAGAAAUGUAUGGCAAAAGCGGUAGGAUUGAUGAAGCACGCAAAGUGUUUGACAAAAUGCUUGUUCGAAAUGUAAUCUCGUUCAAUGUUAUGAUUGCAGCUUACAUUAGAUAUGGGAAUGAUAAGGAAGCUUCGAGUGUGUUUGGCCAAAUGCAAGGAUUAGGCAUAAGACCAGACGAGUAUACCUUCUCCAGCUUAGUUUCUAUAUGUUCUUACUUGGGUUCUCUUGGACUUGGUAUGGGGAUUCAUGAAGAUAUAAUCAGACGUGGAUUUCAGUCUAAUGUCUUUGUGGGAAAUAGCCUUAUAGAUAUGUAUGUGAAAUGCGGACAGAUGGACCGUGCGCGUAAGGUUUUUGACAAAAUGCCUGAACGAGAUGUGGUUUCAUGGAAUGUGAUGACUGCAGGAUAUGCACAGAAUGGGAAAUUUGAUGAGGCACUGAAGCUCAUUGAGCAAAUGCAGGCGGUGGGCGUCAAACCAGAUUCAGUAACUUGGAGUGUCUUGAUUGUGGGAUACACAGAACAUGGGAAUGUUGACGAGGCACUUGAGCUUUUUCAUAAGGUGCCCAAACGAAAUGCUAUCUCUUGGACUGCAAUAAUUGCUGGAUGUACACGGCAAGGUAAGGUUAAUGAUGCCCGGGAACUCUUUGAGGAAAUGCCUGAAAAAAAUGUUGUCGCGUGGACUGCAAUGAUCUCAGGCUAUGCUCAAAAUGGAUGUUACGUUGAGUCGCUAAAUGUUUUCCAACAAAUGCAACUAAAAGAUGCAGAACCAAAUUCAGUCACCUUUGCCAGUGUUCUCCCAGCUUGUGCUAACUUGGCAGCUCUAGGACAUGGUAAGGAGAUUCAUGAAGAUGUAAUCAGGAGAGGAUUUCAAUCUGAUCUCUUAGUGAGGAAUGCUCUUGUAGACAUGUAUGCCAAAUGUGGGAGCUUAGGUGAUGCUCGUAAAGUGUUUGACAAGAUCUAUACAAGAGAUGUGAUUUCAUGGAAUGCAAUGAUUUUAGGAUAUGCAAUGCACUGGUGUAGCAAGGAGGCGCUUGAGCUCUUCGAGCAUCUGCAAAAUUCUGGCGCUAAGCCAGACCAUUUGACCUUUGUAGGUGUUCUCUCUGCCUGCUCCCAUGCGGGCCUGGUUGAUGCUGGUCAGAGGUACUUUGAUAGCAUGAUAAACGAGUAUAACAUCAUGCCUGAAUUGCAGCACUAUUGCUGCAUGGUUGAGAUUUUAGGCCGUGCUGGGCACUUAGAUCAGGCUAAAGAUUUUAUAAUGAAAAUGCCAAUACAACCAGAUUCUUCUGUGUGGAGAUCCUUGCUUAGUGCUUGUAGAAUCCAUAACAACACACAACUAGGAGAACAAGUAGCAGAAUUCCUUCUUAAGUCAGAUCCUGAAGAUCCUACAAAUUAUGUGCUUUUGUCAAACAUGUAUGCAGCUGCAGGCAAGUGGAAUGAUGCAGAAAAUGUGCGGAAAUUGAUGAAGGUCAGGCAAUUAAAAAAGACGCCUGGAUGCAGCUGGAUUGAGGUUAACAAUACAGUAUCUGUUUUUCUCUCAGGAGAAAUCUCACUUCCCUAGGCAAAGAAUAAUUAUGCGAAAGUUGGUUAUUUUUCGAUGCAGACGAAAGAAGAAGGGGUACUUGUCCAGCAUAAUCUUAUAAACUUCGUGCUGAAAGAUAUGGAGCAUUAACAAAAGGAAAAUAUGAUCUGCCACCAUAGCAAAAAAUUGAACCUUUGCUUUCGCCAUUAGCAGCAUGCCCACUGACACAAUGACAAGGAUAAUAAAAAAUCUUUUAGUUUGUGGUGACUCUCCAUGCUAUCAUGUUCAUUUCCAAGAUGGUUAUUCAAGAAAUUGCUAUCAGAGACGACAACUGUUUCCAUCAUAUAAAGGGUGAAAACCUGCAUUUGAAGCCCAUAGCUUGCUGGCCGUGGAGAUGUACCUUGAAUCCUCACACUUUAGUGAUUUGUUUAAAGUCUAUCUUCAGAAAUCCAAAACAAUUAUUCUUCUGUUUGCUGUUAUUUCAGAUGGCAGAAAUGUUUCGGUCCUUGGACGUAUCUGUAGGGUAUUAUAUCUUUAUGGAAUUUCCUGCUUGCUAGUGACACCAUUAAACCAAAAUAUUUUCAAAAUCUAUCACAGCCUCCCUGUUUAUA
Cryptomeria japonica (Japanese cedar) is the source of this 2780-nucleotide messenger RNA. RefSeq names its product pentatricopeptide repeat-containing protein At4g39530. Lineage: Eukaryota; Viridiplantae; Streptophyta; Pinopsida; Cupressales; Cupressaceae. The record is from RefSeq and is a predicted model, not a curated record. The transcript has 2 exons. Gene Ontology annotation, molecular function: protein binding; RNA binding. Gene Ontology annotation, biological process: RNA modification. The coding region runs from base 262 to 2208 and encodes 648 amino acids.